AUGUUGAUGAAAGGGACAGCUGGCGUGUACACUUUGCUGACACCAUGCGCGGUGGACAGUACCUCUCUAAUGCACGGAUGGCGGAACUCCAUGCGCAGGAAUCCCCUGACCGCGUGCGUGAACUUGAAGGGCUGGGGUGCCCUUUUUGACCGAACACAGGAUGGAGGCAUCCUUCAGCGGAACUUCGGUGGACACCAAUAUCCACGUCUUGCACACGUCGGCGACCGAACCGGAUUGGAAAUGAUCCGCGCGCUACAGGACCACGGUAUUCACCAAGGCAUUGAGGUGCACAUGGAGAAUACCGUCGUUUCGCUCCUCAAAACGGGCGAGAGAGUCUCAGGGGCAUUCGGUUACGAACGUGAAAAAGGACGGUUCAAGGUCUUUACCGCGAAAGCGGUCGUUUUGGCAACAGGCGGUGUCGGAAAGGCAUAUGAGAUCACAAGCAAUAGUUGGGAAUACACCGGCGAUGGACAUUCUCUCGCAUACCAUGCCGGGGCAGAACUCAUAGAUAUGGAGUUCGUUCAAUUCCAUCCCACUGGCAUGGUGUGGCCCCCCAGUGUCCGAGGCAUCUUGGUCACAGAGGGAGUGCGUGGCGAAGGCGGCGUCCUCAAAAACGGUGAAGGCAACCGCUUCAUGUUCGAUGACAUCCCGGAACUCUAUCUUCUCACACGCGAUCAUGUGGCACGGUGCAUCGUCCGAGAAGUCCAAGAGGGUCGGGGAAGUCCACACGGUGGUGUAUUCUUGGAUAUAGCGUGGAUUAAGGAGCAUAUCCGUAGAAAACUGCCGAGCAUGUACCAUCAAUUCAAGGAACUCGCCGACAUCGACAUCACACAGGAGCCGAUGGAAGUAGGUCCCACAACGCAUUAUAUCAUGGGCGGUAUUCGGGUCGAUGCUGAUUCACAAAUGACAGCAGUUCCAGGGCUCUUCGCCGCAGGUGAAUGCGCGGCGGGAUUACACGGUGCCAAUAGACUUGGUGGUAAUUCGCUAUCCGAUCUGCUCGUUUUCGGUAAACGCGCCGGAGAAUACGCAGCAAAGUUUGCAGAAGAGAACGAGGCAGUUCCAUUUGAUGAAUCGCAAAUUGAUGCAAUCGCUGUGCACACCCUAAAACCAUUUGAGAACCCGGCAGACGAUGGCAAUGCGGAGAAAAUGGGACCCUACGCCAUUCAAGCACAACUCCAGGAGAAGAUGCAGGAACUGGUGGGUAUCGCUCGAAGUCAGGGAAGUCUCACGCAAGCCUUGGAAGAGAUUCAGAAUCUGCGCCAGCAGUCGGAAAGUGUUCACGCUAUCGGUAAUCGAGAAUAUAACUCCGGAUGGCAUACCGCGCUCGAUCUCGACUGCUUGCUCACGGUCUCCGAAGUGAUCGCACUCGCAGCACUUGAACGCAGGGCAAGCAUCGGUGCGCAUUCACGGGACGAUUAUCCUGAGAAAGAGGAGCCCGGUGCAGGCAAAUAUAACACUAUCGUCAAGAAGACACCCGAUGGCACAAUGGAGAUUCGCCGACAACCGGUUGAUGAACUCCGGGAUGAUCUACAGGAAAUCAUAGACGAAGUGGGAUAG
Messenger RNA from Geodia barretti, 1557 nucleotides. The record is from the annotation of a GenBank genome assembly. NCBI's taxonomy places the organism in Eukaryota, Metazoa, Porifera, Demospongiae, Tetractinellida, Geodiidae.